AUGGAGAGCGUCAUGACUACUUCGGAGAGGGACAACUUGGUCUCUUCCUUCCUGGAGAUCGCCGUCGGCCAAACCGUGGACACCGCGACUCAGUUCCUGCAGGUUAUUUGGGUUCUCCUCUCCCUUUCUCUGUAUAAUUUUGUUUUCUUCUCCGCUUGGAUUUUUUUUUUGUGUGCUAGUUCCAUCCUCGAUGAACUUGAAGGUAGUAUUCAGCGUUCCCUCUCUGCUUCAGGCUCUAUAUACGUUCUAUGAUCGAUAAUUUUUCGGAUCGGAUCGUCUAUGUGCUUACAAUAUCGUAUAAUUUAACUUAUUUUACGUUUUAUUUACGAUAUUUUCCUGGUUACUCUCUGCUAACAGGAAUGUGUGUUCUUGUCGAUGUUACAGGCCACAAGUUGGAAGCUCGAUGAAGCUCUCCAGUUGUUCUAUGUCGGGAAUGAAGGCGUUGGGGUACCAGCGUUACCGAUACCGGUUUCUCCAACUUUCGAGGACACUGGGUGUGUAUCUCUCCCUUUCCGUCUGAACAUAUUGUUUGGUCAUUUACCCUUCCGGUGGCCCUUUCAGCGACAGGGAAAGCGUUAUCGCCGAUGAAAAUGCGGUCGCUCAGGUCUUGGAUGACGAUGGUGUACGUCCUCCUUUGCCAGUGAAGAGGGAGGUUCUCUAUGAUGAUGCCUCUUUCCAUAGGUACGUUUGUUGUUCCUCUUUUUCCUAUGAAAACGGGUGUUUGCUUGACAGUUCCCAAGGGGAAAACCAUUCUGCACGGCCAAUCUAGAGAACUCUUCAUGAGAAUUAUCUUGUUAUAUUUAUGAAUUACGGUUUCUGAUCAUCUUCCGAAGGAAAUACUUAAUAUGGUUGCCUUCUGAUGGCUGUUGCGGGGAUGUUAGCCUGCAAGCUUGGAUAUAUAUCUAAUUUCGUCUAUAUUAUGUAUAUGAACCCUUUUGGGAGGUCACACAAAAACAAGAAAGCAAAAACAUUUGUAGGUUAAUUGUUUAGGGGCAUGUGCAUCGAUUUUCUGUGGUGUACACGUUGAAUGAUAUAUUCAUUCUCAGAACCCUUUGUUAAGAGAACGUACUCUACUUUAAGAGUCUUACUUAUUUGACUUGAAUUGACCUUGGUCAAUCCAACUGCGUUUCAAGUGGCAUACUUUUGGAAAUCAAGGUCAUCUUUGUGAGAGCUGGGUUGACAUAGAAUUCUGAUAGUUCAUGUUUUCUUAAAGCUAAUAUGAAUGCAUUGCGAAUAAAUUCAUACAUUAUUCCCACAAAUAUUUCCACUCAUGGUUUUUUAGAGUUAUUUCUGUAACAGGCGAUCGUUGUCCAAAAUGUGGACUCUAAAUCUCCCUCUAGGGACGGCUUUUGCACAUAAUAUAAACUAGUUCUGGAUAAAGUAUGCCAUGGAUCAUUAGCUUUGAAUAGUUUUACAUGUUAAUGGACAAGCUGAUAAUACGACAUGUUCAGACUAACUCUGUAAUUCACAGUAAUAUCUUAAAAAAUUAUCAGCUUUUGAAUUGAUUUGUUUCUUGAAGUCACAUAGUAUAAUUUAGUCAAUUUGGGCUAAGUUCUCUGUCACAAGGAAACUGAGUCUACUUAUUGACUAUGACUAGAGGAAGGAAAAUGGAUGAUGCAUGGAUAACAGAUAUAGAAAGAGCCAUUCCCAUCUCUAUGAAGGGGCUUUCUUUUUUAAGUGAUUGAUAAAUGUUGCCGUCAACAAUGCAGAAGCCAAAGCAUCAUUGUAGAACAAAUCCCAUACUGCAGGAUAAGCCAUACUGGAUACUACUUUUUCACCAGCCCCUGCUUUAAAAUAAUUGUGUUCAUCAAUUUUAAUUUUUUACAGCUUAUCAGGAUGUCAACUUUUUUCUUUAUUUUUGUUUAUCUUGUAUCAUUCUUUGUCCAUUUUCAUUUUUCAUUCUGAGAUUUCGUCCGCUUUCUGUGAUUUCAUUUUUUGGAGGUAAAGUAACCAUGUUUGUUUUAUGGAUUGUAGACUCCAUCCUACUUCGGUUGUUGCUUUUCGGAAUUUUGAGGAGGAGUCCAAACGUCCUGGAGUUUGGGAAGCUGGUCAAAGUGCCGCAUCGUCAGCUGCUAGCUCUAGAGAUAAUCUUGCCUCCUUAUAUCGUCCACCUUUUGCUUUGAUGCAUCAUGGGCCGUUUGAUAAGGUUUUUCGACUUUUCUAUUAUCAUAUUGUGUUACAUCUUCUUGUCUUUGAGUUAUCAAGGGCAUGCUUUUGAUUUUUUUGUGGGAACUGCAUGUAGUGGCCUGGUCUUUGCCACUACCUAUGAUAAUUUAUAAAUCGGCCCUUAUACCUUAAGAGCAUUACCAAUUACUCCGUCUGGGCUCUUUCUGAUUUACUGUUUCGAUAGUGUCCUUACCAUUGUUAUAUAUAGUACUCCAUCCACAUCACUCACAAUUUAGAGCAUUGUCCACCGCAAUUUCUUAUCAAGGUUGAGUUGCCAAACCGAAACCUAUGCCUUUAAGUACAUCCUCUAUUCUAUCAGGUGUUCUCAAAUGUUAUCUGAGACUAGCCUGAGUUUUUACCACAUUUUCCUGGAGAAAACGCAAUACAAAAUAGUUUAUCAUUAUUUAGGUAUCCCCUUAUGCUUAUAUUUUCUACAUUCUCUAACAUUGCUCGAAAGAGCACUUAAGUUAAGAAAUGCUUGUGGCAUUUUUACCACAUCCAUAAAGGCGCCGUGAAUAUGUUUAUUACCACAUUAAUGUGCAACCAUUGUUUACUGACGUUACCCCAAAAAACACUUGACACUUAAUUAUAAGAAUAUCAUAGUAAAGACUUGAAAAUUGGCAAGAUCCAUAUACAAACAGAACCACUGGCGUAGGAGGAAGAUGUGUAGUCCAAAAGAGAGAGAUGGCAGUUUACUUCCUGGGUUUUGUGGUUAAUGUUUUAUUAUGAUAUUUUAUUGGUAAAGUAUCGGGAUAUCACAUUCAUUGAUCAUAUUUUCUCAAUCCUGUGACAGUCUAAUACUGUGUUAAUAAUAGAUAUGUAAUACAUGGAUAAUUAGAUCGUUUGUUCGAGAAUAAUGCAUUCGUUUUUCUUACUCUCGAUGAAUAAAUUAUAAAUAGUAUCCUUAUCCAAUCCCAAAAACUUAGAGAAAAUCAUAUCUUUAUCCUUAUAAUAUUCGAAAUAAAUACUAUUUAAAAUGAGCAUACUCGUUUUUCUUACUCUGCAUGGAUAGCAUGCAACUAUUACCCCCAUCCAAACCUAAAAGACUUGCUAGUUGUAUCUUUGUCCUUCUGAUUUUCGAAAUGAAUGACACUGAUCCAUGUGGGUCUAUAUUUGGAAUAUCAUCCAUUUCAGAAAACAGGGCGGCAUAUGUUUAACUCUACAGGCUUCCAUUACAUUUAUUUCUAAGCUGUACAUUGAUUCUCUUGUUUCAAUCUUUCUUAAGUCCAAUGUGGAGCCAAGGAUGUACAGUUUUGGCCAUUGGUUGUUUGAGUUACUUGGAACCUCACUUGUUUAUGCUGCUGCUUCUGACCAGACUGGUUGCAUUGUCGGGUCUCCAUGAAUGAUAUAGCCUGCCUCCUUAGCUUGCCACUUCUAGGCCUGCAUACUGCUCUCAGAAAGGCUAGGAUGAGCCAAAUGAAAGUCAACUUUUGUCCUCUGCUAUAUCCUAUUCACUUCUGAGAUAGGCGAUUUUUGUUGUAUUUCAUGGUAUGUACUCCCAAUUACAGAGAUAUGCACAAUCAAUAUCCGUAUGUUCCCCUGAUUUUGCACAAUCAAUCUCAAGGUAUCUCUUCAGUGGGCCCGUGUCCAGUGUGACAAUGAUUACUUUUAUGCUUUCACCAUAUCUGUCAUAUUACAAACUUUUGAGUCGUGGUCUUCUUUUUUGAAACCAACCUUCUCUUCCUCUAUCAAUCUUUCACAACUUGAUUAUUUCCCUUUUUAGAAUGAGUGUGUUUCUGUACGAAUGUGUGCUCCUCAUGUGUUCUUGUUGUCAUAUUUUCAGGUACUUGCCUGACUCACUUGUCAGUGUCGACCCUUGACCCCUGAAACCAUCUGUCCAUAACCCAUUUAUGAUCUACUAUUUUGAAAUUUUUCCACGACAGUUAGAUUCUGGAGGGUUAUAGUCAUCAAAAUCCCCUUGAUUCUCUCUUUAAUAUCGUGUCCUAGUGUCGUAUUUGAAUUUUCUCCUGUCAUGUUGAUUGACACAGGUGAAGAUUGAUGCCUCACUUCAGGACAAGUGGCUUUUGGUCAACCUGCAAUCAGCGGAUGAAUUCAGUUCACAUAUGGUAAUAAUUUUCUAACUUUUUGUCCUUUGACAGUUUGUUUCAAUUGAUGAUAGUGAUGUAGGUUUUUUCUUAUUUUGUGAAGCUGAACCGUGAUACAUGGUCAAAUGAAGCUGUGGCACAAACAAUUCGCUCUAAUUUCAUUUUUUGGCAGGUUAGUGUAUUCCUUGGACUUAGGUUAGUGUAUUGUUUUCUCCUUUUACUUUUGGACCGUGGGAUGAUGUAUUUCGGGACGUUCGUUGGCUUCUUUCCCCACUUAUGUACCAAACCAAACCCUAUCAUUCUCCCCCUUCACCCUCUCUCUCUCUCUCUCUCUCUCUCUCGCUCUCGCUCUCUCUCGCUCGCACACACAUCCGUGCUCAUUCACUCACUCAGUCACACGCACACCUAUCAUCCGACUAGGAAAAGCAUUUGUGGUGGCAUCCCACCAUAAUUGUUGAAGGAUUUACAGGUGUGUCGGGAUGGUGCAACUGGAUUCAAUUGUGGGUAACAAAUGGUGGUCAUGUAUCUCUCACUUAUGCCAGCUGAUCUUGACUUAAAUGCAUUUGCCAGCUGUAAAUUUUGGGAGCUGACACCAAGUGCGCUCGGUCAUCUAAACCACAGCUCUUUUCUAAUUUACCUGGGUUUUGAUUGAAGCCCAUGCUUAGGGUAGCUGUUAUUAGCUCUGUAUGAUGUUCUCUUGGGAUUCACUGACGUGGACUUGUUUCCAAUGAUGUUAAUUCUUUAAAUUUGAGUUUACUUUGUUAGUUAUCUAUCACUCUUAAAUGUAGUCGGGCUUGGGUCAUUUGAAUCAACACAUCUUGAGGACUUCACACACAACCCCCCUGUUUAUUACCUGGUCAAAUUAUGUAUAAAUGUAAAGAUCAGUUGCCUGCCUCACGUUACCUGGGCAGAUGCACGGAGUGCCAGAUUAGGAUGUAUCAUCAGGAUUGUGGUGUAAUAAAAGUUAACUGUUGGAUUGUCAUUGAAUGGCAUAUGCCAUUUGUGUGCGACAAUCGCUUUGCAUGAUCAAAUGAUGCCGUCAUCGUAUAUUAUAUCUCAUAUAAAUAUUCUGUAUUUGUACCUCACUAAAAGUUUUUUUUUUUUUAACAAAUUGACUAAUGCAUUAUAUUUUCAUUAUUUUCUUCAUAAUGUAUUUAUACUAAAAAUAUUCUUACGAUGGUAUUCUUAAUGAUAUUAAAUUUCUUUUUUAUAGCUUAGUGAGAAUAAUUCAAGUCACUUUGGGAGAUUUUUUUAAUCGUAUGGUGCCGAUGUCAUGUAAACGCAUCAUACUGUGUUUUGUGUCUUGCUUGAUUAUCAGUUGACUUAGAAUAAAUUUUAAAUUUAUCAAAAUUAGGUCUCACCUAGGCAUUUAGACGGUGUUGUAUACUGAUAAAUCAAUCCUACUUGUUGAAAGUCACAUGUAAAGCGUCAAAGCAAUGGUGAGCGAAUCCUCAAAACUAAGGGAACGUUUCGGGCAUCACUUUGCUGAUUUGGGGUGUGCAAAACUAAGCUGAACGAACGAUAAGUGGAUAUUGUGCUUGGCUUUAGAUGACAUGUUGGUGUUGUCUCGAUCAAUUUCUGUGUUACAAGCUGUUUCAUCAAGUAGGAUUUAUAAAUUACUAGAAAACAUACGCCAUUUGUGCAUUCAAUUACUAGAUGGGUUUAUAAAAAAUCAUGAUUACUGUGUUACAAGUUUUUUCAUCAAAAAACAUCAUCGGCUAUCUCAUGCUGCUUUAAAAAAUUAUUCCUGGUAAAGAAAAAAACCGAAAGUGCACUCAUUUACUGAGAAAAGGAAAAAAAAUGGCAUUUGAUAUGCAAUAGCUGGGACAUUUAAAUAAGAAGAAUGUUUUAUUUUCGUUUUUUUUACUGUGAAAAUGUGAUCAUCGAAUGAAUUUGUAUUCCCUGUACCUUGAUAAAUAUCAUUUUUAUCCUAAAAUGAAGAAGUUUGAGAGAAAAGUGUGAUAUUUUUGCCUCAACUCUGGGUUUUAUUUUCUCAUUUAGAGUGGGUUGUCAAACUUUGAUUUGGGGCACUCACCCAACUUGUGCCAAUAAAUCGGCUCCUUUUCUGACCUUUAAUCGCCCAAGUUGUCAUAAAUUUUUAUCCUUCUACUCUGCUAUUGCAACAAUCAUGUCUACCAUUCAAUUGAUGUUUACUGUGGAUGAGGGUCUCUCUGCAUUCUUUUUGGAGACCAACUUGUUUUAUGGUAAUAAUCUAAAGAUUCCGGCCGGCCCCUAAUUGUCUCCAAGAGUAGGCUUGUGGCAUAGAUGACUUUAGUACCAACUUCAAAUGCUUCUGUUCCAGUUGUGUACUGCGUGUAUUAGUUUAUUGAUUAUGUGCUACGCUUUGUGCUCUAAUGGUAUGCAUCAAAAGCAGAAGAUUUGGCAUGGAAACUCAUACAUUGGAUUCGAAUUUAUUUACUGGCUCCGGAUAGGUCGACUACCGAGUUAUUUGUGCUUACGUGAAUGACCAUCAUAGGUAUAUCAUGACAGUAGUGAGGGGAAGAAGGUAUGCACCUACUAUAAUUUGGUCAAGAUGCCCGCAAUUCUCGUGGUAGAUCCAAUCACUGGGCAGAAGAUCCGUGGAUGGCAAGGCAUGAUCCAGCCAGAUCGUCUGCUAGAGGUAAAAUCUGGUGCAUACCUUCUGUUCUGCAUUUUUCUAGAACAGUUGUUGUAUUGUUAAUGAGGGUGCUCGAGCGGUUUCUUUCUCUUCCCAAGUUGGAAAUGUGAAGGAUUUUGUUUUGAUCCAGGAUCUGCUACCUUUCAUGGAUAGAGGUCCACAGGAGCAUCAUGUUGCCCUCCCUCACAAGCGUCCGAGAGAAAGUGCUGAGAGUUUGAAGCACACUGCGGCAGGUAUUCGAUCGUCUUGCCCGGUGGACUUUAUCUUUCUUCUUAAUGAUUGCCCUUUUUUCAUUGAGAUUUUCAAUGCUCACUGGUCAUAUAUUGACGAUAAAAACAAGUUUUUUACUUUCAUUUGGCUGAUUCAUGAAUCUUGCUUCGAUAUUGGCUGAGGUUGUGUAUCUGUUUGAUGAUGUAUGAUGUAGCCUAUUUGACUUCUUUCCUCAAAAAAAAUUCUUCUUGGAGAUUUGAUGCUGAAUGGGAAUAAAUCGACGAUGAAAACAUAUUUAGUCAAACACUAGUUUAGUCAAUGCGAAUGAUUAGUCAACCCCAGAUCUCGCUUUCCUGUUCCAAGCAUUCUCUCUGCAAUUUAGCAUCUAAAAUGGCGUUGGCUCAAUCUUCUCCUCUGCAGAUUCGACCCUGAAAGAAGGUGGCGGGGAGGCCUUGCCGCCGCCAGCGCCUUCUCCCCUGAACGACAACAAAGACCUCGCUGGUUCGAGCUCUCCCGGCGGCGAAGAACCCAAAUCCGGCGAGAAGACGGCACCGGCCAGCAGCUCAACUGAGAAGCCCGUCUACCCGCCGCUCCCUGAAGAACCCCAGGCCGAGAGAGAGCUACUCUGCAGGGUCGGAAUCCGCCUCCCCGAUGGACGGCGAAUUCAGCGGAAUUUUCUUCUCACCGAUCCGAUACAGGUAGAGAUCGUCGAUCCAUCCCCUCGUGUGAUCGGCCUCCCCGAAACCCUAAUUUCCGUGGGAAAAACCCGUUGCUUGCCCUCUCGCAGCUGCUGUGGUCCUUCUGCGCCUCUCAACUGGAGGAGGGACGAAGCCGCCCGUUCAAGUUCACUCAGGCCAUCCCGGGGGCGUCGAGGAGCGUUGCGUACGGGGACGAUCUGAGUUUCGCAGAGUCUGGCCUCUCGAACUCUAUGAUCUCUCUCGCCUGGGAAUAG
This is a messenger RNA of Spirodela intermedia, 7990 nucleotides long. The record is from the annotation of a GenBank genome assembly. NCBI's taxonomy places the organism in Eukaryota, Viridiplantae, Streptophyta, Magnoliopsida, Alismatales, Araceae.